Messenger RNA from Pseudo-nitzschia multistriata, 1925 nucleotides. The record is from the annotation of a GenBank genome assembly. NCBI's taxonomy places the organism in Eukaryota, Bacillariophyta, Bacillariophyceae, Bacillariales, Bacillariaceae.
UGGUAUCCUCCUUGCUGAACCCAGCAACGCUUUUUUUGGUAAAUAAGCUUCCGGUACAACUACCGCCUUUUCAUCGUACUCUCGUUGCACACAUCGAAUUCAAAACAAAGAAUACAGUAUGGCCCGAUUCACUCUUGCAGCCCUCUCCCUCUUGGGUGCUUCACAAUAUGUCACCGCCUUUCAGCCGGUAACACCAUCGGCGGUACGCAUGGCCUCCUCUUUGAACGCCGUUUCGAAGAAGGAUUCCUAUACGGUCACCCUUCUCGCUGGAGACGGAAUCGGACCCGAGAUCUCGAAAGCCACCAAGGGCGUCUUGGAAGCUCUCUGCGCAAAGCAAGGAUUCUCUCUGGAGCUCAAAGAUGCUUUGAUUGGUGGUGCCGCCAUUGAUGCCGUCAACGACCCCUUCCCCCAAGAAACCCUGGAUCAAUGCCAGUCCUCGGAUUCUGUCUUGUUGGCCUGUAUCGGUGGAUACAAGUGGGACAACAAUCCUCGUGAAUUACGUCCCGAGACUGGCCUCUUAAAGAUGAGAUCCUCCAUGGGACUCUUCGCCAACCUCAGACCUGCGAAGGUCUUGGACCAAUUGAUUGAUGCCUCCACCCUUAAGCGUGAAGUCGUUGAGGGCGUCGAUGUUAUGGUCGUUCGUGAAUUGACCGGAGAUGUCUACUUUGGAACCCCUAAGGGAAUCGACGAAGUUGACGGUGAGUAGAAUAAUUUCAACUCUAUUUUUGUUGCAGCGGAAUAAAGUGGACAUAGAAAUCUAUUGGAAUAUGUCUGUUGAAUCUUUGAUUGAUUGAUUUGAGACUGAGGGUAAAUGAUCAAAAGCAGCGGGUAAAGCAGCUUGUUUUAUUGCGUCGAAGAACCAGGAAGUAUCGAAAGACGCAAUAUGAACUCCGUAAUUUUAGAAUCCAGAUGGGGGAUUUCAAAUCACUAUUUCCCCUCGGACUCAUCAUUUAUUUUGUUGUCUAAUUAAUUCUUUUCUUUCCGACUGCUGAACUGAAAUGAUUUGAUGAUUUAUUCAAUUUGCGAUUUUCGCGAAACUUUUCCUGCAUUUGCUCUUUCCUUAAUUUGAUGUUUCUGAUCUAUUCGUCAACUAUAUUGCAUUGGUGCCAAUCAUUAUAAUGAAUUCAAUAAAAUACACAAUUUUUGAACCAAAGGCGAACGCAUCGGAUACAACAACAUGAUUUACAAGGAAUCUGAAAUCGAUCGCAUCGCCCGAGUUGCCGGUGACGUCGCCUCCAAGCGCAACGGCAAGUUGUGCAGUGUUGACAAGGCCAAUGUUUUGGACGUGAGCCAGUUGUGGAGAGAGGUCGUCACCGACGUCAUCAGCAAGGACUUCGAGGACGUCGAACUCAGUCACAUGUACGUCGAUAACGCCGCCAUGCAGCUCAUUCGAUGGCCCAAGCAAUUCGACACCAUCGUCACCGGAAAUAUUUUCGGAGAUAUUUUGAGUGACGAAGCCUCUAUGCUGGUUGGAUCGCUCGGUAUGCUACCCUCUGCGUCCAUCGGAGAAUCCGGACCGGGUGUCUUCGAACCCUGCCACGGAUCGGCACCUGACAUUGCCGGAGAAGACAAAGCCAACCCCUUGGCCAUGAUUCUGAGUGCAGCCAUGAUGUUGAAAUACGAUCUCGAUCGUCCCGAGGAAGCCCAAAUGUUGGAGGAUGCCGUCGAGAGCGUCUUGGAACAAGGAUUCCGAACACCUGACAUCAAGAUCGAGGGCGAUGGCUGCAAGCUUGUGGGAUGUGUCGAGAUGGGAGAAGCCGUUGCCGAAGCCGUAACCGCCAUGGAAACUAUUUCUGUAUAAAGCAAUAAUUUUAAAAUCCUUUUAUGAUCGAUGAUGCUGAUUUCUGAAAAAUGUUUUAGUUCUGGUUUGAAAAAGAAAGAGCAAUCGUGCUGAGCAAGGCAUAUAAUAAAAUAAAUACAGGUCU